AAAAAAAAAAUAGUAUAACUUGACCAACCCAAGCCCAGUGAAAAGCGAAUCGGGUCAAACCUGUGGGGAUUAAUUCUGAAAACCCCUUACUUGGCUUUUCUUUGGGUCAAUUGGGCAAGCGUAACUCUCAGGCGCGUGUGCUCUCCACUGGUUCAUCGAUCAUCUCAGACAUUUUCUGAGAGAUGGCAGAUCGAUUGACACGUAUUGCAAUUGUGAGUUCGGACCGUUGCAAGCCUAAGAAAUGUCGCCAAGAGUGCAAGAAGAGCUGUCCUGUCGUCAAGACAGGAAAACUUUGUAUUGAGGUGACUGUUGGUUCCAAGCUUGCUUUUAUCUCUGAGGAGUUGUGCAUCGGUUGCGGUAUUUGUGUCAAGGUAUCUUGUCUGCAUACAUGCUAUCUCUGCAUACCAAAUAACCAAACCUGGGAAACUAAAUACUUUCUGUUGUCUUUGCAGAAAUGCCCAUUUGAAGCUAUUCAGAUUAUCAAUCUUCCCAGAGACUUGGAGAAAGAUACGACCCAUCGCUAUGGGGCCAACACUUUCAAGUUGCACAGGCUGCCAGUUCCAAGGCCAGGGCAAGUCCUAGGGUUGGUUGGCACCAAUGGUAUUGGAAAAUCAACCGCUCUGAAAAUUUUGGCAGGGAAGCUCAAACCAAACUUAGGCCGUUUCACUAAUCCUCCAGACUGGCAAGAAAUCUUGACUCACUUCCGUGGGUCAGAACUUCAAAACUACUUCACCCGUAUUCUAGAAGAUAAUCUGAAGGCCAUUAUAAAGCCUCAGUAUGUGGACCACAUCCCAAAGGCUGUUCGAGGCAAUGUUGGAGAGGUCCUUGACCAGAAGGACGAGAGAGACAAGAAGGCAGAGCUCUGUGCUGAUCUGGAGCUGAACCAGGUCAUUGAUCGUGCUGUUGAGAAUUUGUCUGGUGGUGAGCUGCAGAGGUUUGCCAUCGCUGUUGUUGCCAUACAAAACGCCGAGAUUUACAUGUUUGAUGAGCCGUCUAGUUACCUUGAUGUUAAGCAAAGACUUAAAGCUGCUCAAGUUGUUCGUUCUCUCCUGAGACCUAACAGCUACGUCAUUGUGGUGGAGCAUGAUCUCAGUGUUCUUGACUACUUGUCGGAUUUCAUUUGCUGUCUGUAUGGGAAACCAGGAGCCUAUGGUGUCGUGACUCUCCCUUUCUCUGUCAGAGAAGGGAUCAACAUUUUCUUGGCUGGGUUUGUUCCAACAGAAAAUUUACGUUUCAGAGAUGAAUCGCUGACCUUCAAGGUUGCUGAGACACCACAAGAAAGUGCUGAAGAAAUACAGUCGUACGCGAGGUACAAGUACCCUACGAUGACCAAAACUCAAGGAAACUUCAGGUUGAAAGUGACGGAAGGUGAAUUCACCGACUCUCAGAUUAUUGUAAUGCUUGGGGAGAAUGGUACGGGGAAGACAACCUUUAUCCGAAUGCUGGCGGGUUUGUUGAAACCUGACGAGACAGAAGAGUCAGACAUAGAGAUACCAGAGUUCAAUGUUUCUUACAAGCCACAGAAGAUCAGCCCCAAGUUUCAGAACUCAGUUAGACACUUGCUACAUCAAAAGAUCCGGGACUCUUACAUGCAUCCUCAGUUUGUGUCCGACGUGAUGAAACCGCUUCAGAUUGAGCAGUUGAUGGAUCAAGAAGUUGUCAAUCUCUCUGGAGGAGAGUUGCAAAGGGUUGCAUUAGCUCUGUGCCUCGGAAAGCCUGCGGAUAUCUACCUGAUCGAUGAGCCGAGUGCGUAUCUGGAUUCAGAGCAACGUAUUGUGGCUUCUAAAGUCAUUAAGCGGUUCAUUCUCCACGCAAAGAAAACUGCAUUUAUAGUCGAGCAUGACUUUAUAAUGGCAACAUAUCUCGCAGAUCGAGUCAUUGUCUAUGAAGGACAACCAUCCAUUGACUGUAUUGCAAACUGUCCUCAAUCACUGCUCAGUGGAAUGAAUUUGUUUCUAUCUCAUCUGAACAUCACAUUCAGAAGAGAUCCCACCAAUUUCAGACCAAGGAUCAACAAAUUAGAGUCGACUAAAGACAGGGAGCAAAAGUCUGCUGGGUCGUACUAUUACUUGGAUGAUUAAGACGUCUAUCAUGAGGUUCUUAAUCUCUAAAAUCCAAUCUUUGUCUUAACAAUCACACAGCAUUUUAUGGAGAGCCAAUUUCUGAAAUGUUUGUUUGUGUCUCGUUGAUUUCCUUUGUGGAUUCACAGAACAUAAGAGGCAUGGUCUGGAUAAAAACAUUGUAAUGAUAUUUGAUCUAUGAGUUGGGGAUGCUCUGUGUUCCUUGCCUGUUUCUCUUCUCAAGCUUUUGAUUAUUUGUUCAUCAGUUUUGCUUCUCAGGUUUUUCAUUAACUGAGUAAUAGUAGUUCCUAAAUUUUCUUAACCUUUAUUGGCUUUUGUACUUUCUGAGUUGUUUGUUUUCUGUUGUAAUGAUAUUUACUUUGGAUUUUGCAAGGAAGGUACUCUGCCUAUUGUUCUUA
Brassica napus (rape) is the source of this 2479-nucleotide messenger RNA. RefSeq names its product ABC transporter E family member 2. Gene Ontology annotation, biological process: translational termination; ribosomal subunit export from nucleus; translational initiation. Lineage: Eukaryota; Viridiplantae; Streptophyta; Magnoliopsida; Brassicales; Brassicaceae. Gene Ontology annotation, molecular function: ATP hydrolysis activity; ribosomal small subunit binding; ATP binding. The transcript is spliced from 11 exons. Bases 183 to 2081 code for a protein of 632 amino acids. The record is from RefSeq and is a predicted model, not a curated record.